UCGCUCUCGCCUAGAAGUUCCAAAUCCCACAUUUUCCCACACAUCCAUAACAAAAUUAAGAAAGUCCCACGUUUUCUACCCAUUUUCUCUCAUUUUCCCACUAACCAAACAGCGUAUAUUAUCUUGUCAGUCAUUGUGCAGAGCCUAAACCACCCAUUUCACUUCAAAUCCUCAAAAACCCAGAAAAACCCAGAUGCCAAAAACUGAAAAAGUUCAAAAAUUCCCCACCCUCCAAACAGAAAGAGAGAAAUCCCGACGUUUUCCUACCCAUUUUCUCUCAUUUUCCUCUAACCAAACACACCCUGUUAUCUUCCCAGACAACAUGCAAGGCCUAAACCACCGAUUCCACUACAAAUACUCAAAAACACAGCAAACCCCCGAAACCAAAAACUAAAAAAAUCCAAAAUUUCCCACACUUUCCCUCUCAUUUUCCCACACUUCCCCACUAACCAAACAUGCAUUGUUUCCCUCUCUCCAUUCUCCUCGUCCUCCUUCUCCUCCCCCUCUCUCUUUCCUCGCUCACCGAGCUCCCUGCUCUCAUGGCAAUGAAGGCUUCGUUGGACCCACAAAACCAGUUCUUGACGUCAUGGACGGAUCACGCCGACCCUUGCGGCGGCGCUUUCGAAGGGGUGGCUUGCAACGAGCAGGGCCGUGUGACCAACAUCUCUCUGCAGGGGAAGGGCCUGUGGGGCCAGAUUCCCCCGGCCGUUGGCGGCCUCAAGAGCCUCACUGGCCUCUAUCUUCACUUCAAUGCCUUGAGUGGGAAAAUCCCGAAGCAGAUUGCUGGUUUAAACCAGCUCACUGAUUUGUACCUCAACGUGAACAAUCUUUCUGGUGCAAUUCCUCGUGAGAUUGGUAAAAUGCCCAAUUUGCAAGUUUUGCAGUUGUGUUACAACAAGUUGACUGGGGGGAUACCUACACAAUUAGGGCAGCUUAAAAGGCUUAGUGUUCUUGCUGUGCAAUCCAAUCAGUUAACUGGGGCAAUUCCUGCAAGUUUGGGCGAGUUGGGGACGCUAACAAGGUUAGACUUGAGCUUUAAUAGCUUUUUUGGUCCUAUUCCAGCAAGAUUAGCCAAUGCUCCGAUGCUACAAGUCCUUGACGUUCGAAGCAACAUUCUCUCAGGAAAUGUACCUCCAGCUCUAAAGAGACUUAAUGAAGGAUUCCUAUACAAAAACAACCCGAGCUUAUGUGGGGUUGGGUUUUCUGGCUUAGAAUUGUGCACAGCUACUAAUACUCGGAACCCAAACAUGCCACAACCAUUUGAACCUAGUAACCUUUCGGCAAAAGAUCCAGACUCAUCUACUGCAAAAGAAAUCCCCAAGUCUGCAAAUAUCCAUUCCAAUUGUAGCAGAACCCGCUGUUCAGAGGCAUCAAAAUCCCCACAAAUUGGUAUAGUUUUUGGGGUGAUUGGAGUUAUUGUUGCAUUAACUGUAUCUGGGCUCUUCUUGUUCUUCUGGUGUCGUCGACGAAAGCAGAAGAUUGGGAGUACUUUUGACUCUUCCGAUAGCAGGCUUAGUACCGACCAGGCAAAGGAAGUUUAUAAGAAGAGUGUGUCUCCUCUUAUCAAUCUGGAGUAUUCUAAUGGGUGGGAUCCGUUGGCUAAAGGUAGCAGUGGGUACUCUCAAGAAGUUCUUGAGAGUUUUAUGAUUAAUUUAGAAGAAGUGGAGCGUGCAACUCAAAGCUUUUCUGAAGUCAAUCUGUUGCGGAAGAGCAAUUUUUAUGCCAUCUACAAGGGUAUCCUAAGAGACGGCUCAGUUGUUGCUAUAAACUGCAUUAGCAAGACUAGUUGUAAGCCCGACGAAGCUGAGUUUUUGAAGGGAAUGAAGAUAUUGACAUCAUUAAAACAUGAGAAUCUUGUUAGGUUGAGAGGCUUUUGCUGCUCAAAAGGCAGGGGAGAGUGGUUUCUUAUCUAUGACUUUAUCCCAAAUGAUAGUCUGUUACAGUAUCUUGACAUUAAGGAUGGGAGUGGGGAGGUUCUUGAAUGGUCAACCAGAGUAUCUAUAAUCUAUGGGAUCGCUAAAGGUGUUGGAUAUUUGCAUGGAAACGUGGGCAAUAAACCUGCUAUUGUUCACCAGACUAUAUCAGCUGAGAAGGUGCUUAUUGACUCCCACUACAACCCCUUACUCUCAGAUUCGGGCUUGCACAAACUCCUCGCAGAUGAUAUCGUCUUCUCCAUGCUCAAAGCAAGUGCUGCCAUGGGGUACCUGGCUCCCGAGUACACAACCACUGGACGCUUCACUGCAAACAGUGACAUUUAUGCGUUUGGUAUGAUUGUAUUUCAAAUCCUUUCUGGAAAACGUAAAAUCACCCAGGUGGCUCGCCAAGGUGCUGAGGCCGGCAGAUUUGAAGAUUUUAUGGAUGCAAACCUUGACGGAAACUUUUCAGAAUCAGAGGCAAGUAAACUUGGCAGACUUGCUCUUCUUUGCACGCACGAGUCUCCCAUUUACAGGCCAUCAAUGGAUAAUGUGGUGAAAGAGCUAAGCGAGUUUAUUUGCGCGUGAUUCAUACGGAGUUGCCACAAUUUUCAAAUGCUAGAGAGGUUAGAUGAGUCAAUUAAGUUAUUAACUGCUAACUGGAACUGGAGUUGUGUUCUUCUUACCAUCAAUUCAGAUUCUUGACUGAAGUUGUCGUGAACGGCAUGUACGUAUUAUAUGUACUGGUUGUGUUGUAAUGUGUGACAGAUGGUCAUAAGUGUUUUUGAUGGGAGGAUGCAUCAUUUGAUCAGCUGCCUUUGUUGAACUGAAGCCUUGCAAGGAGGCAUGUUGCUUGAAUUAGGAAAUUAAGGUUAUUUGUAAUUUUCAUGUGUAGCAUUUGGAAGAUGUUGUGUUGCAAUGUCAUUAGCUUGAACUUGUCAAAACUAAUUUCUGUAAACCCCUUAAAUAAACAUGUUGCUCAGAUGUUAGUUAUGCCA
Messenger RNA from Pyrus x bretschneideri (Chinese white pear), 2911 nucleotides. Its product is annotated as LRR receptor-like serine/threonine-protein kinase RGI5. Gene Ontology annotation, biological process: protein phosphorylation. The transcript has 4 exons. The record is from RefSeq and is a predicted model, not a curated record. Gene Ontology annotation, molecular function: ATP binding; protein binding; protein kinase activity. NCBI's taxonomy places the organism in Eukaryota, Viridiplantae, Streptophyta, Magnoliopsida, Rosales, Rosaceae. Bases 456 to 2501 code for a protein of 681 amino acids.